This is a messenger RNA of Adineta steineri, 2637 nucleotides long. The record is from the annotation of a GenBank genome assembly. Lineage: Eukaryota; Metazoa; Rotifera; Eurotatoria; Adinetida; Adinetidae.
AUGAUAUUGUCAGAAUUGCAGUUAUCAUGUUGUAAUGGGGAUCUUGAUAAAGUAAAAAAAUAUAUAAAUAAAGAUAAUAUAAAUGAAAUCAUAACAGUAUUAAACGAAAGAGAAGAUGAUCAAUGGACAUUAAUUCAAUAUGAGGAAUUAACACCUCUUAUAUGUGCCAUUCAAAAUAAUCAUUUGUGCAUUGUCAAAUUUCUUGUUGAACAAGGAGCUGAUAUUUAUUUACUUAAAACAAUAAGAGCAGCAUGUCAAUACAAACAUUUAUCAAUAAUUAAUUAUUUAUUAGAUAUUUUAGUUGUAAAAUGUAGUUCAAUUUCAUCAAAAACAUCACCUCCGUCAUCUUCAUUAUCACUUUGGUAUGAAAAAGAUGCUUCAGAAUGGCUUGAAGCAUUACCAAUUGGCAAUGGUUAUAUGGGUGGAAUGAUUUAUGGUGGUUAUCCACGUGAAAUAAUUCAAUUAAAUAGUGAUGCAUUAUGGGCUGGCUGUCCACAUGAUUAUUCAAAUAAAGAUGCUUUGAAUUAUCUUCCACAAAUUCGACAAUUAAUUCAAGAUAAUAAAUGGAAUGAAGCUCAAACAAUGUUAACACAAAAUUUCUUUGCGAAACCAAUUGGUCAAGCACCUUAUCAAACUGUUGGAGAUUUAUUUAUAGAUUUCUUUCAAGAAUCAUCAUCUUUAGCUUCUAUUGAUCAAUAUCAAAGAGAAUUGAAUUUAGAAAAAGCAAUUGCAACAACAACUUAUUCGACUAGUAACGGAGUUCAUUUUCAAAGAACUUGUUUUGCAUCGUAUCCAGAUAAUUGUAUGGUUUAUAAUGUUCAAGCAUCGUCACCAAAUUCAAUCAAUAGUGUCAUAUCAUUUUCCAGUCCACAAAAGACAAAAAUAAGUGUAGAUGGAUCGAAUACAUUAAUAGUUGAUGGUGUAGGUGGUGAUUUUGAAUCUAUGAUAGGAAGUAUUCGUUUUCGUUUAUUAAUAAAUAUUGAAUCAGAUGGUGAAUGUUAUGUAUUAAAUGAUCGUUUAAUAAUAUUGGCAUCGAAUUUUCUUACUCUUAGAAUAGUAAUUGCCACAAGUUAUAUUAAUUAUGCGAAUAUAAAUGGUGAUGAAAUAAAAUUAAGUGAAAAUAUUUUAAAAAAUUGUUUAUUAUUUAAUUAUGACCAAUUACUCCAACGUCAUUUAAUUGAUUAUCAAUUCUUAUUUAAUCGUGUUCAUUUAAAUCUUGGAGAAAGUGAAGCGAUGCUUAAACCAACAGAUCAGCGUAUUCAAUUAUUUUCACAAAAUCCAAAUUUAGAUCCUCAAUUAUUAACAUUAUAUUUUCAAUAUGGACGAUAUUUAUUAAUAUCAUCAAGUCGUCCAGGUAGUCAACCAGCAACAUUGCAAGGCAUAUGGAAUGAUUCCAUGACACCGCCAUGGCAAUCAAAAUAUACAAUUAAUAUUAAUAUUGAAAUGAAUUAUUGGGCAGCAGCGGCAACAAAUUUAUUGGAAUGUUAUCAACCUUUAUUUAAUCUUAUUGAAGAUAUUUCUCAUACAGGACAAACAACAGCAAAAUUACAUUAUGGAACAAAACGAGAAGGAAGUUGGGUUUGUCAUCAUAAUACUGACAUUUGGAGAGGAACAGCACCUGUUGAUGAUGCAAUAUAUGGUACAUGGCCAACAGGUGGCAUAUGGCUUUGUAAAAGUAUUUUUGAUCGUUAUUUAUUUACUAAUGAGAAAGAAAACCUUCUUCGUUAUUAUCCAAUACUUCGUUCAGCUGCUCAAUUUUUUCUUGAAACUCUAAUUAAAUCAUCAAAUUAUCUACUAACAAAUCCAUCAAUGUCACCUGAAGUUGCACAUCAUGCUGAAUUAGGUGCUGUUGUUUGUGCGGGUCCAACAUUAGAUAUUCUUUUAAUAAAAGAUUUAUUUCAUUCAGUUAUUGAAACGUCAAUUUUAUUUAAUAUUGAUUUAUCAUUUCGAGAAGAAGUUCAAAAUGCAAUGAAUCAAUUACCACCUUUACAAAUUGGACAAUUAGGUCAAUUACAAGAGUGGUUUGAAGAUUGGGAUCAGGUAGCUGAUCUUCAUAAUCGACAUAUGUCUCAUUUGUAUUGUGUUUUUCCUGGAAAUUCUGUAACAUUCGAACCAUCAUCAUAUCGUGAUGCCGCUCUUCGUUCAUUAGAUCUUCGAGGUAUAUUUGUUCCAUCACCGGGUUGGUCAUUAGCAUGGAAAUCUAAUAUAUGGGCUCGUUUUCAUCAAGGUUCAACUGCAUUUAAACUUCUUUGUAUGAUAUUAACACCUUUACAUACUGCUCCAAAUAUGUUCGAUUUAAUCGACGGACCCCCGUUUCAAAUUGAUGCCAAUUUUGGUGUUACAUCAGCUAUUUGUGAAAUUUUACUUCAAAGUCAAAAUAAUCAAAUUGAACUUUUACCAGCUUUACCAAUUGAUAAUUGGCCACAAGGUUUUGUUUGUGGUUUAAGAGCACGAGGAAAUUAUCAAGUUAGUAUUUGGUGGACAGAUGGAAUAUUACAAAGAGCUGAAAUCCUACCAUUAUCAAAUCAAAAUAGUUGUACAAUAGUUUAUCAAAAUAAAAAAUUAAUUUUAGAAAAUCUUUUAUCUGGAUAUACGUAUCAUCUCAAUUCGUUAUUACAAUUAACUCAUCAAUCAUAA